UUUUAUUUUUUAUUACAGCAUGUGUCUAGAUGUGUUUAUAUAGUUUUUCUUAAAAAGUAAUGGUGGUUACUUUGAUUUUUACUACAAAUUCCCAGUUAAAGGUGCUGUAAGCAACUUUUACAGCUAUGGUAGGCUACCAUGUAACAUACACGGGUGUGAAAUUGAAUUACCUUAUCAUUCCAUAAGAAAUUAAUAGUAAUUUUGCAACCUGUUUAUAAAUCAUUACCAAUCAUAUGAAAUGAAGACUCCAGUAAUAUUGGUAACCUAAUAAAUGCGCUUUUAUUCUAUAUGGAGAGGGUCCCCUUAUAGGGACAGCCAUGUUGCGAUCACAUGACCAUCCGAAUACUACUUACUUAAAGGGUAACUAAACCCUAAACCAACUUUUUUUAGUUAAUGAUCUGUAAGCAUGGGGCUUUAUUAGUACUGGUCAUUGAUUCAAGUAAUUUUUUUGACAUUUGUGUAUAAAGUGUUUUAAUUCUACAAUAUAUGGUGUAAAAACGUCUGAGUGCUGCCCUCUUCAGGUUGAACGGUGGCUACUGCAGUUGAAUUUUCCUAUUGGCUGUUGCGGUACUUCGUGACGUAAGCGGUGACAGCUGACGUAAGCAGGUUCCAGCUCACCACGCCAGAUUCAUGUACAUGUCGUCUUGCGACCGUGUGAGGAAUAAUAAUAACAUAGAGUCUGACAGCAGCUGUCAAUUAAUCCGUCACUACGAGUCUCAGGUCCCCCCCGCUCAGCCCCGCAUUCGGUUCGUUCCCUCUAUCCCCGCCGGGGUCUGCCCACUUUUCCAGCAUUUUCAAAUAUUUCUAGUGGGUGGAGUCAGACUCUGAGCAGGUGUUUAGUUACCCUUUAAUCUCAGUAACUGCCCUGUUAUUGGACACUUUCACUCAUGGAUUAAAUUAUUCAUGGCAUAAGUACUUGAAAAAUUUUGCAUUUGAAUGAUACUGCAUCUAGACCCCUAAAUGUGAGAUUGUAUGUCUAAGACGGCAUAUUAAAAAAAUACUGAGUGUACCUUUAAACUGUGGUUACUAUACAAGCACUUUUAGUCAAUUUUAGUAAUUACCAAGGGUUGUUCCAGCCAGUUGUGUAGCUUUCUUGUUCACAGUCAAAUGUAAAUGCUUGUUACAUUUAAUAGAUUGUUUGAAGUGUGCAGGGAGAAAAUGGAAGCAGCUCUGUCAGCCCUGCCAUGGGUACCAGUUUGUAUCGGUGGUUCUGAUCUGCUGGCCAAAGCCUGGUUUGGUGACACACAGUACUGGGUUCUGCUGAGUGAUCUGAGCAGUGUGUGGGAAGAGGAGAUGAAUGCAGACGACAUCCAGAGACGAGCACAGGAUCUGAAUAAGCGUCUCAGGGCUCCCACACAGGCUUUUUUUGCUCAUCUGUGCUCAGUGGCACGGCCUUGCCUCUCCAGCCAAGGUAAUGACCAGACCUCUGCUGCACACAUGUCCCUUGAGCGUCACGGCGACAAUUUAACAGUCAGGCUCAAAAGUGAACUGGCCGGGUUGCCAUUCUACUGGGAGUUCUGCUGCACCCAAACACCUGUAGCCACGGUUUGCAGGCAGCUGGUGCGCCCCCUCCUGGCAGUGAGUAGAGUUUUGCAGCGGCAAGUGGAAGAUUUGGCAGCUCUUCUGGGCAGAAAGGAUGCAGAGAUACAGGAUUAUCAGGAAAAUGGAGCUGUGCUCAGUAGAGCCAGACUGCAAACAGAGCCAUUUGAGGUGAACCGAUACAGGGAGAACUUCUUCAGACAGACUAUUCCACAGAUGGCUGUGCCGCUAGUUGGUUUGGAUUUUUACUCAGAGUUACAGGACCUAUUCCUGGCCGUGAGCUCGGGGAAUGCUCCGCAGAAACGUAAAUGCUCUGCUGAUAGCAGCCCCACUGCAGAGGACAACCACGUCCCUGGGCCUGAACAUCAACAAACCAGUGAUGUUCCCACAGGUGUGGAGUCUUUAAUUGCUUCUAAAGAACAGAAUGAUGUCAAAAAAUCAUCAGGAAGAACACAGGAAGCUGACAGUGAACAGACUGUUCCACUAAUAUCUACUGCUGCUGCUGCUGGUUCUGAGGAACGUGCCUCCUCUCGGCCGAAGAAGAAGAAAGCUGUGGGGCUCUUCCGGUGACCAUUCAAACCUCUGAUGCUGGAGUAAUACAAAUCAUGGACACUUUAAUAUUCUGAAUGCUAUAAACAUUUUUAAUUUGUAUUCUUUUUUUUUUUUUUAUGUUGGAUUUUAGUUGUUUUAGACAUGUUAUUAAUGUUUUUUAUUCUGUAUUACCUUUUUAAAAUUUGUGCCUUAACAAUAAUAAUAAUAAAAACAAAUAGCUGUCUUUAAUAGAAGUUCUCUAGUUUAUUGGUGAGGUGUUAAUCAAGCAUUUACCAGCAGGAUGCGAAAAAACAACAUAUGGCGAACUGAUCUCAACUUUUACAUAAAUGUCUUCAGUAUUGUCUGUACAACCAUUGACAGACUACUGUGCUUGUGUCUGUUGAAAGAACUACCACUUUUUUUGCCUGGUAGUCUAUGUUGUGAUAUAAUUAAUUUCAGAUGCUUUACCCCAAAAAUUUACAU
Xyrauchen texanus (razorback sucker) is the source of this 2553-nucleotide messenger RNA. Its product is annotated as non-homologous end-joining factor 1-like. NCBI's taxonomy places the organism in Eukaryota, Metazoa, Chordata, Actinopteri, Cypriniformes, Catostomidae. The transcript has 7 exons. The record is from RefSeq and is a predicted model, not a curated record. Gene Ontology annotation, cellular component: nucleus; DNA ligase IV complex. Gene Ontology annotation, molecular function: DNA end binding. The coding region runs from base 1114 to 2109 and encodes 331 amino acids. Gene Ontology annotation, biological process: double-strand break repair via nonhomologous end joining.